CCUCGAAAUAGUGCGCAAAGUCAUUCAUUCUAUAUAUCUGUGAAUAGCGUACUAGGAAAUGUAUGAACAAAACAAUACCGCUACUACUACCACUAUAGUUUAAAAGUGAAGUGGGGGCAACCUAGUUUUAAGCUCAGAGUCCCGAACCACGCGCCAUUUAAAAGGUUCCUCGUUCCAGUGUAGUUCCUAUUCUUACUUUCUGACAAUGUAUGUAGAAUGAUAAUACGAAGCAGAAUAGAUGUUUAAUUUAUGAAAAUUGAGAACUGGUUAAGAACAGAAAAAGUUCACACAUAUAUAGAAAAAUUCUUAAUGUACCUUAGAGUUAACAAUAAGCAGAAUGACAGCCAUCAAUUCCACCAAACCAAAAUUAAGAAUAUUAGCAUUACAUGGAUAUAUGCAAUCAGAUGUAAUCUUUAGCGCCAAGUUGGGAUCAUUAAGGAAGGGAUUUAAAAAAGAAAUAGAUUUUACAUUUAUAAGAGCACCACACAAAAUUCCAUCAAAUAAUGAAGAAAAUGCAGAUGAAAAUGGAUAUGGAUGGUGGUUUAAUACAGAGGACCAUGUAUUUAAAGCAACAGUACCUAGUGAAUUAUGUGUAGGAUUUGAGGACAGUAUAGUUUUAAUAGAAACAAUAUUUACAGAACAGGGUCCCUUUGAUGGUAUAUUAGGUUUUUCACAAGGUGCUGCUUUUGUCAGUAUAUUAUGUGCUAUGAUGAAAAGAAAAAUGUUACAGAUUGAAUUCAAAUUUGCUAUUAUGAUAUCUGGAUUCAAGUCAUUGUGCGCACCUCAUGCAAAAUAUUACGAUGAAAAGAUAGAUGUACCUUCCUUACACAUUUAUGGAGAAAAUGAUCAAGUAAUUCCAACAGCAAUGGCAGAACAUAUUAGUUGUCUUUUUACAAAUAAGAAAGAAAUGCGGCACGAAGGUGGCCAUUAUAUACCAAGUAAGAAAGAUAUUUACAAGGAUUUUAUAAUGGAAAUGCUAACAAAUAAAAAUGUAUAAGC
This is a messenger RNA of Camponotus floridanus (Florida carpenter ant), 999 nucleotides long. Its product is annotated as esterase OVCA2. Lineage: Eukaryota; Metazoa; Arthropoda; Insecta; Hymenoptera; Formicidae. The record is from RefSeq and is a predicted model, not a curated record. The coding region runs from base 338 to 997 and encodes 219 amino acids. Gene Ontology annotation, cellular component: nucleus; cytoplasm. The transcript is spliced from 5 exons. Gene Ontology annotation, biological process: response to retinoic acid.